Molecule: messenger RNA, 1023 nt
Organism: Aphidius gifuensis
Lineage: Eukaryota; Metazoa; Arthropoda; Insecta; Hymenoptera; Braconidae
Product: serine/threonine-protein phosphatase PGAM5, mitochondrial-like
Exons: 6
Coding region: 175-1023 (282 amino acids)
Biological process (GO): positive regulation of mitochondrial fission
Cellular component (GO): mitochondrion
Source: RefSeq, a predicted model, not a curated record
CCCCGAAAAUUUAUUUUUUUUUUUUUAUAUUUUUUUCUGAUUAAUCAUGGCGGAGUCUUGAAAUUGCUUGAAAUUUAGCGACAUCAAUUUACAAACGUCAAUAUUAGGAAAUAGAAAUUUAUGUGUGUGUGUGCGUGUGUUUAAAUUUUUAAAUUUUUUUUAACAAUUGUUGUCAUGGCAUCAUUAUCAAGAUUUCAAAAAUAUGCUGCACUUGGAAUUGGAACAAUUGGUGGAGCAUUUUUAUUUUAUAAAAAUGUUUAUAGACAUGAAGAAGGACAAGGACAAGUACUUACUGCCUGGACAACAAAUUUUACACCAUCAGUUACCUGGGACAGUAAUUGGGACAGAAGAGAUCCAUCAUCUAUGGUUAAACCAAUGAAGAUAAAAAAUGAAGAAGAUGAAAAUAAAUAUAAUGAAAAAAUUGAAUCACGUAAAUCAAAAGCAACACGUCAUUUAAUAUUGGUUCGUCAUGGACAAUAUAAUUUACAAGGAACAACUGAUUCUGAAAGAGUACUGACUGAGCUUGGUAGACAACAAGCAGACAUGACUGGUAAACGUUUAGCUGAGCUUGCAAUACCAUUUACAACAAUUGUACGAUCAACAAUGGCAAGAGCACAAGAAACAUCAAAAAUCAUUGAAAAAUCACUUGGUAAUAUUCCAGUUGAAGAUGACAGUCUUAUUAUUGAAGGUGCACCAAUACCACCAGAACCACCAAUUGGCAAUUGGAGAGCUGAAAAAUAUUAUUAUCAAGAUGGAGCCAGAAUUGAAGCUGCAUUUAGAAAAUAUUUUUAUCGUGCUGAUCCAUCACAAGAAAAAGAUUCUUAUGAACUUCUUGUUUGUCAUGGAAAUGUCAUUCGUUAUUUUGUCUGCAGGGCACUACAAUUUCCACCAGAAGGCUGGUUACGUUUAUCAAUUAAUAAUGGAAGUAUAACUUGGAUAACAAUACGUCCAAGUGGUAGAGUAUCACUUAGAGUUUAUGGUGAAUCUGGUCAUAUGCGACCUGAAGCAAUAACCUCAACAUAA